This is a messenger RNA of Orcinus orca (killer whale), 2670 nucleotides long. It is a transcript of the gene PAPSS1, whose product is annotated as 3'-phosphoadenosine 5'-phosphosulfate synthase 1. Bases 318 to 2129 code for a protein of 603 amino acids. NCBI's taxonomy places the organism in Eukaryota, Metazoa, Chordata, Mammalia, Artiodactyla, Delphinidae. Gene Ontology annotation, biological process: 3'-phosphoadenosine 5'-phosphosulfate biosynthetic process; sulfate assimilation. Gene Ontology annotation, molecular function: sulfate adenylyltransferase (ATP) activity; adenylylsulfate kinase activity; ATP binding. The transcript has 13 exons. The record is from RefSeq and is a predicted model, not a curated record.
AGGCGGGGCCGAGGCGCCGCUCAGUCGGAGCCGCGAGCACGAGCGCGUGCCUACGACAGCGCGUGCCAGCCCGGUCGCGAGGAGACCCCGCCUUCCCGUCCCGCCCACGCCGGCCUCCAGUUCUCUGACUACUCACUGGGCGCUGAGAACGCGGGCACCCGCGCGCUGAGCAGCCAUGGAGGUUCCCGGUAGCCUGUGCAAGAAAGUCAAGCUGAGCAAUAACGCGCAGAACUGGUGAGCUGGCGGCUGCUGAAACCUGCAUCCCCCUCCAGUGGCCUGAAGGUCUGCGGAGGAGGCAGAGGCAGGCGUCUUUGGGGAUGCAGAGGGCCACUAAUGUCACCUAUCAAGCUCACCACGUCAGCAGGAACAAGAGAGGUCAGGUGGUGGGGACCAGAGGUGGCUUUCGUGGUUGCACGGUUUGGCUAACAGGCUUGUCGGGAGCAGGAAAGACCACAGUAAGCAUGGCUUUGGAGGAGUACUUGGUUUGCCAUGGUAUUCCAUGCUACACUUUGGAUGGUGACAACAUUCGUCAAGGUCUCAACAAAAAUCUUGGCUUUAGUCCUGAAGACAGAGAAGAGAAUGUUCGACGCAUCGCAGAAGUUGCUAAGCUGUUUGCAGAUGCUGGCUUAGUGUGCAUCACAAGUUUUAUAUCACCUUAUACUCAGGAUCGCAACAAUGCAAGGCAAAUUCAUGAGGGUGCAAGUUUACCUUUUUUUGAAGUGUUUGUUGAUGCUCCCCUGCAUGUUUGUGAACAGAGGGAUGUCAAAGGACUCUACAAAAAAGCACGGGCUGGAGAAAUUAAAGGUUUCACUGGGAUUGAUUCUGAAUAUGAAAAACCAGAGGCCCCGGAAUUGGUGCUGAAAACAGACUCCUGUGAUGUAAAUGACUGUGUCCAGCAGGUUGUGGAACUUCUACAGGAACGGGAUAUUGUACCUGUGGAUGCCUCUUAUGAAGUGAAAGAACUGUAUGUGCCAGAAAAUAAACUUCAUUUGGCAAAAACAGAUGCAGAAACAUUACCAGCAUUGAAAAUUAAUAAAGUGGAUAUGCAGUGGGUGCAGGUUUUGGCAGAAGGUUGGGCAACCCCGCUGAAUGGCUUUAUGAGAGAGAGGGAGUACUUGCAGUGUCUUCAUUUUGAUUGUCUUCUGGAUGGGGGUGUCAUUAACUUGUCAGUACCGAUAGUUCUGACAGCUACUCAGGAAGAUAAAGAGAGGCUGGACGGCUGCACGGCUUUUGCUCUGAUGUACGAGGGCCGCCGCGUGGCUAUUCUUCGCAAUCCAGAGUUUUUUGAGCACAGGAAGGAGGAGCGCUGUGCCAGGCAGUGGGGAACAACAUGCAAGAACCACCCCUACAUCAAGAUGGUUAUGGAACAAGGAGAUUGGCUGAUUGGAGGAGAUCUUCAAGUCUUGGACCGAAUUUAUUGGAAUGAUGGUCUUGAUCAGUACCGUCUUACUCCUACUGAGCUAAAGCAGAAGUUUAAAGAUAUGAAUGCAGAUGCUGUCUUUGCAUUUCAGUUACGCAACCCGGUGCACAAUGGCCAUGCUCUAUUAAUGCAGGAUACCCAUAAGCAACUUCUAGAGAGGGGCUACCGGCGCCCUGUCCUUCUCCUUCACCCUCUUGGUGGCUGGACAAAGGACGAUGAUGUUCCUCUGAUGUGGCGUAUGAAGCAGCAUGCUGCAGUGCUGGAGGAAGGAGUCCUGAAUCCUGAAACCACAGUGGUGGCCAUCUUCCCAUCUCCCAUGAUGUAUGCUGGACCAACUGAGGUCCAGUGGCAUUGCAGAGCACGGAUGGUUGCAGGAGCCAACUUUUACAUCGUUGGACGAGACCCUGCUGGCAUGCCUCAUCCAGAAACAGGGAAGGGUCUCUAUGAGCCAACUCAUGGCGCCAAAGUGCUGACCAUGGCCCCUGGCCUAAUCACCUUGGAAAUAGUUCCCUUUCGAGUCGCGGCUUAUAACAAGAAAAAGAAGCGGAUGGACUACUAUGACUCUGAGCACCAUGAAGACUUUGAAUUUAUUUCAGGAACACGAAUGCGCAAACUUGCCCGAGAAGGCCAGAAACCUCCUGAAGGUUUCAUGGCUCCCAAGGCCUGGACCGUGCUGAUGGAAUACUACAAAUCCUUGGAGAAAGCUUAAGCUGUUAACCCAGUCAUUUCACCUUUGACACCUCACUGAGUAACAAGUGUGGUGGUAUCUGUAUGGACAUGCUUCCUAAAAACAGACCCUUUUCCUUAACUAGCAUCAGUUUUGGUCUGCCUUAUGAGUUCUGUUCUGAACUAGUGUAACACACUCCUGGUUUUAAUGUAUCUUUUCCACUUACUAUAGUUAAAUAUUCCUACAAUACAGUCUUUUUGUAUUAUAUUUAUGCUUCUGUCUCAUUAUUUUUCAAGCUGUUAUAUCAGUUGUAACCAAUAGUAUACACAUUGAAUCUCACUUUUCAUCUCUUGAAAAAAGAAAAAAAAUCCACUAAACAAUAAACUUGGCUAGACCUUGUUUUGGGAAUUUUACAAGACGUCUGUAGCAUUUAGAUUUUUUUUUUCUACAUUGAAAGUACAAACUGCUUUCUUCCUUCCUUCCCAUCAGCUAUUGAUCUCUCAACUGUUAUAAUCUAAAGUAUAUUAAUAUCUAUGUAAGCCCUGAAUGAACUUUAUUCAAUAAAAUUAAACUUUUUGGCUUA